Phalaenopsis equestris is the source of this 670-nucleotide messenger RNA. RefSeq names its product glutaredoxin-C1-like. The record is from RefSeq and is a predicted model, not a curated record. NCBI's taxonomy places the organism in Eukaryota, Viridiplantae, Streptophyta, Magnoliopsida, Asparagales, Orchidaceae.
CCUCACGACCUCAUUCGAUCUUCCCAUAUUGCCCCUCUCGUUCUAUAAAGCCUCCCUCCCCUACCUCCUUCGCUUUCACCAGCCAUUCCUCAAUACAUCUUCUUUGCGCAGUCGAUCGUGAGAGAGAGAUAAUGCAGUACGAGGCUGCGGAGGCGUGGGCUGCUGCUUACUUGGCGGCGGCUGCAGCGGCUGGGAGAGGUGGAGGUGGAGCAGGAGCCGGAAUGUGGGAUCCUGCGGUGGAGAGGGUGGAGCGGCUCGCUGCCGAGAGUGCGGUGGUUAUCUUCAGUGUGAGCAGUUGCUGCAUGUGCCACGCGGUGAAGCGAUUAUUCUGUGGAAUGGGGGUGAAUCCUACGGUCUAUGAGCUCGAUGAAGAUCCUCGAGGGAAGGAAAUAGAGCGAGCCCUCACCCUCGGAUCGGCAGCCGUUCCCGUCGUCUUCGUCGGUGGGAAGCUCGUCGGCGCCAUGGACCGCGUCAUGGCUUCUCACAUUAAUGGAACCCUCGUCCCCCUCCUCAAGGAGGCCGGCGCUCUCUGGCUUUGAUUAUUAAUUAAUCACAUUACUAUCCUUCAUUACUACCUUUUUUUUAACUUUCCGUUUAAUUACGUACCGGGUGCGUGCAAGAGAGGAAUCCGGUCUUUCGUUUUCUUUGGCUUGGUUUUUCUUAAUCUUCU